Molecule: messenger RNA, 978 nt
Organism: Orycteropus afer afer
Lineage: Eukaryota; Metazoa; Chordata; Mammalia; Tubulidentata; Orycteropodidae
Gene: DHRS7B
Product: dehydrogenase/reductase 7B
Exons: 7
Coding region: 1-978 (325 amino acids)
Cellular component (GO): membrane
Molecular function (GO): oxidoreductase activity
Source: RefSeq, a predicted model, not a curated record
AUGGUUUCCUUAAAUGUGAGGAGGAGCCUUCUGAAGAGAAGGAUUAUGGACCUGAUCACAUCCAUGGCCAUCUUGCCCCUGCUCUUCGGCUGUGUGGGUGUUUUCAGCCUCUUUAAGCUGUUGCAGCAGAUGCGCAUGAAGGCCUACCUGCAGGAUGCUGUUGUGGUCAUCACAGGCGCCACCUCUGGGCUGGGCAAAGAAUGUGCCAAAGUCUUCCACGCUACAGGUGCUAAGCUGGUGCUCUGUGGCCGGAACAGGGAAGCCCUGGAAGAGCUCACCAGAGACCUUGCCACACCUCGUGCCACCAAGGUGCAGACAUACAAGCCCUAUAUGGUGACCUUCGACCUGGCUGACCCUGACUCUGUUGUUGGCGCGACAGCCCAGAUCCUGCAGUGCUUUGGCUAUGUAGACAUACUGGUCAACAAUGCUGGAAUCAGCUAUCGUGGCACCAUCACAGACACCACCAUGGAUGUGGACAAGAGAGUGAUGGAGACAAAUUACUUUGGCCCAGUUGCAUUAACAAAAGCACUUCUGCCCUCUAUGAUUGAGAGGAGACAAGGCCACAUCGUUGUGAUCAGCAGCAUCCAGGGCAAAAUCAGCAUUCCUUUCCGAUCGGCCUAUGCAGCGUCCAAGCAUGCAACCCAGGCAUUCUUUGACUGUCUGCGUGCUGAGAUGGAGGAGCAUGAGAUUGAAGUGACUGUCAUCAGCCCAGGCUAUAUCCACACCAACCUCUCCCUGAAUGCCAUCACUGCUGAUGGUUCCAGAUAUGGAGUUAUGGAUGAGACCACGGUCCAAGGUCGGAGCCCCACAGAGGUAGCCCAAGAUGUGCUCACUGCUGUGGGAAAGAAGAAAAAAGAUGUUAUCCUGGCUGACCUGCUGCCUUACUUGGCCAUUUACCUUCGAACUCUAGCUCCUGGGCUCUUCUUCAGCCUCAUGGCUGCUAGGGCCCGAAAGGAGCGGAAAUCCAAGGAUUCUUAG